CGUAAAUAGAGUGCAAAUCUGAAGAGGCGACGAUGUGCUCGGAUGGAAGAGAAAGGAGAGGCGCAGAGCACGACGAACGGUCUGCUUGCUCCUUGACGCAGCGUUGCACUGUGCUCGUGAGGCCGCGCUGAAGUUCUUGAGCGAGGUCCCCAGCAGUUUAUGCGACCUCCAAGCUGUCUGGCGAUGGCGAACAAGCGUGCCGGCAGGGUAUGUGGCCUCCACACAAUCCCGGCAGCGACGAGCGAGUGACUCAGGCAGUGGGUAUGGCCUCACUGCAUGCAACACUGGCGACAGCGAGCGAGCAUGGCAGGGGAAACUGAACGUGCGGAGAGCGGAGGAGAAAUAGAGGAAAAUGGAUGACGAAGCCGGGGAGAAAUCGGGCGGGCGCAGCAAGGGGUUGCAGUUUCUCUAAUUUGAAUUUUGAAGUGGGAUUGGAGCUGGCCGGGGAUUGGGAUUGAAGGAGAGAGGCGGCAGGAUAGAGGGAUUGGGGGAGGCCAUGAGGAGGCAAUGGGAUGGACGACGCGAGAUGAUUGUGGAAGAAUGGCCGGUGCUAGCAGGCGCUUGGCAGCAAAAUAUGUUAGAUGUGCCAAACACCACUUCAUGUCGCAGCUGGAUACAAUAAUACUGAGAUAGUGAAAUUCCUUCUUGAUUGGCAAGGGCAAGGUUCAGAUAGGGUUGAGGUGGAGGCAAAGAACAUGUACGGAGAGACACCCCUGCAUAUGGCAGUAAAAAAUAGUUCUUAUGAAUCAGCAAAAUUGCUCCUUGAACGUGGUGUACAUACAGGAGCCAAAGCAAAUAAUGGCAUGUCACCAUUGCAUUUAGCUGUCUGGCAUGCACUUCAAACUGGAGAUUGCAGCACCGUCAAUUUGUUGCUAAGCUAUAAUGCAGAUUGCAAUGCUAAAGAUGAUGAAGGCAAAAUCCCCUUAAAUCAUAUCCCAGGAGGAGCUGGCAAUGAGAUGCUGCUCCAGCUCCUCACUCGCCAUAUGGAGGAACAAAGAAAACAAAAAGCCCUCAUGACAUGUCAUGAACAACGGUCAAUGGCGGAGUUUGAAGAAGCAAUAUCACAAAUCGUGGGGUUGCAAGAGCUGAAAAUGCAAUUACGUCGAUGGGCCAGGGGAAUGCUUUUUGAUGAAAAGCGCCGGGCUAUGGGCUUAGGGAUUGCUACCAGAAGAGCUCCCCACAUGGCAUUUCUGGGCAAUCCAGGAACAGGUAAAACAAUGGUAGCUCGGAUUCUUGGAAAGCUCCUACAUAUGAUUGGGAUUCUCCCUACUGACAAAGUUACUGAAGUUCAGCGAACUGAUCUUGUUGGAGAAUUUGUGGGGCAUACUGGACCAAAGACGAGGCGGAAGAUAAAAGACGCCGAGGGAGGGAUUCUGUUUGUGGAUGAAGCUUACAGGUUGAUACCAACGCAAAAAUCGGAUGAUAAGGAUUAUGGUUUGGAGGCACUGGAGGAGAUAAUGUCUGUAAUGGACAGUGGCAAAGUAGUUGUCAUAUUUGCUGGGUACUGCAAGCAAAUGAAGCGUGUCAUUGCCUCGAACGAUGGUUUCUGUAGGAGGGUCACGAUGUUCUUUGAUUUUGAUGAUUUCACCACGACAGAAUUAGCGGAGAUAUUGCUUCUGAAGAUGAAUAGCCUGACUGACACAAGUUUGCUUUACGGGUUCAGGCUGCAUCGGAGCUGCACCAGAGGUGCCGUUGGAGAGCUGAUUGCCAGGGAGACCACUGAGGAGUGGCUUAAACAGAUGAACGGAGGUCUGGUAGACACACUGCUUGUCAAUGCACGUGAAAACUUGGAUCUUCGUCUUGAUUUCAGUUGCAAUGACGCUGAGACCAUGAUCACAAUCACAUUGGAAGACUUGGAAGCAGGCCUAAGGCAGAUCUCGAGACAGAGACAUUUGCGGUGACCUACAACUACAAUCAGGAACAUUCUUUUCUUGACAAACCAAGUUACAGGUUCAGGAGUUUUGAUAGAAGUCACUGAUUCCGCUUCGGGUACUAUGUCUGGUGUAUCUGUUCCAAUUGGUAGGUUGCUGCCCUUCUGCAAUAGUAGCACUGGUACGCAUGUAUUUUCUUUUUGAAAAACACAUAUCUUUAUUCAUUUGCAAUAACAAGUACAUCGUUUAUGAGGAGAGGUACAAUUUUGCUCAAA
Aegilops tauschii subsp. strangulata is the source of this 2146-nucleotide messenger RNA. Lineage: Eukaryota; Viridiplantae; Streptophyta; Magnoliopsida; Poales; Poaceae. The record is from RefSeq and is a predicted model, not a curated record.